CAGUAACAGCACAUUCUUUAACCACAACCAAAAACCAGAGAAGAAAAAGCUGCCAUUUGAGACAGUUUUUAUCUUCACACAGUUGUGGAAAAUGGCGGUAGCUUCAACUUCUUCUUUAGCUUCCCAACUCUCUGGCCCCAAAUCCUCCUAUUCAUGUCCUCACUUCUCUGGCCUCCGACCUUCUUCUUUAAACUCUGUUUCCUUUUCCACUACUCAAUCCUUUUUCCAAAAUGUGGACUCUCAACUUCGCCUUUCUUCUUCUCAGAAAGGUUGUAGAGCCGUCGUCACUAUGGCCGGCUCCGGCAAGUUCUUUGUUGGUGGCAACUGGAAAUGUAAUGGAACAAAGGACUCCAUAAGCAAGCUUAUCUCUGAUCUGAACAGUGCAAAGCUCGAGUCUGAUGUUGGUGAGUUUUUCCAUGUUGUUCGCAUCCCAUACCAUCUAUGUAUAUGUUUAUAUCAACAUUUCUGUGAAGCUGUCCUGAUGGCUUUCUACCCUAUUAAGAUUUUGAUUACGGAGUAACAUUUGUAAGCUUGU
This is a messenger RNA of Nicotiana tabacum (common tobacco), 535 nucleotides long. NCBI's taxonomy places the organism in Eukaryota, Viridiplantae, Streptophyta, Magnoliopsida, Solanales, Solanaceae. The record is from RefSeq and is a predicted model, not a curated record.